AUGAAGGGAGCUGGGCCGUCCCCGCGACAGUCCCCCCGCGCCCUCCGCCCCGACCCUGGCCCCGCCAUGUCCUUCUUCCGGCGGAAAGUGAAAGGCAAAGAACAAGAUAAGACUUCAGAUGCCAAGUCAGUUAAAGCCUCAAAUCCUGUAUAUUCCCCACAAAAAAGCACUAAAAAUCAUGCAUUGCUGGAGGCUGCAGGACCAAGUCAUAUUGCAAUCAAUGCCAUUUCUGCCAACAUGGACUCCUUUUCAAGUAGCAGGACGGCAACACUCAAGAAGCAGCCAAGCCACAUGGAGGCCGCUCAUUUUGGUGACUUGGGCAGGUCUUGUCUGGACUACCAGAUUCAAGAGGCCAAAUCAAGUCUUUCAAAGACUCUUGAACAGGUCUUGCAUGACACUAUUGUCCUCCCUUAUUUCAUUCAAUUCAUGGAACUUCGGAGAAUGGAGCAUUUGGUUAAAUUUUGGUUAGAAGCUGAAAGUUUUCGCUCUACAACUUGGUCCCGAAUAAGAGCACACAGUCUGAACACAGUGAAGCAGAGCUCAUUGGUUGAGCCUGUCUCUCCAUCUAAAAAGCAAGAAACUGCAGCACCUUUUGUGACCGAAUCUCUUGACAAGAGAUUAGAGGAUUCUAGCUCAACCCAGUUGCUUGUGACUCAAUCAGAAGAAAGUGACCUGAAUAAUAGAACUAGCAACACUCAGAAUCGCUUGCUCCUUUCCGAGGAAUGUGAUAGUGCCCAUUCUCUCCAUCUUGAAAUGGCAAGAAGAGAAGCUCAUCAAGUUUCCAUGGAAAUCCAAGAAUCCUCCCCCAGACUUACAGUAGCCAGUAGAAAUAGUCUUUCUUCUCCACUAAAGGAAUUAUCAGGAAAACUAAUGAAAAGUAUAGAACAAGAUGCAGUGAAUACUUUUACCAAAUAUAUAUCUCCAGAUGCUGCUAAACCAAUACCUAUUACAGAAGCAAUGAGAAAUGAUAUCAUAGCUAAGAUUUGUGGAGAAGAUGGGCAGGUGGAUCCCAACUGUUUCAUUUUGGCACAGUCCAUAGUCUUCAGUGCAAUGGAGCAAGAGCACUUUAGUGAGUUUCUGCGAAGUCACCAUUUCUGUAAAUACCAGAUUGAAGUGCUGACCAGUGGAACUGUUUACCUGGCUGACAUUCUCUUCUGUGAGUCAGCCCUCUUUUAUUUCUCUGAGUACAUGGAAAAAGAAGAUGCAGUGAAUGUCUUGCAGUUCUGGUUGGCAGCAGAUAACUUCCAGUCUCAGCUUGCUGCCAAGAAGGGCCAGUAUGAUGGACAGGAGGCACAAAACGAUGCCAUGAUUUUAUAUGACAAGUACUUCUCCCUGCAGGCCACACAUCCUCUUGGAUUUGAUGAUAUUGUAAGAUUAGAAAUUGAAUCUAAUAUCUGCAGGGAAGGUGGGCCACUCCCCAACUGUUUUACAACUCCAUUACGUCAGGCCUGGACAACCAUGGAGAAGGUGUUUUUGCCUGGCUUUCUGUCCAGCAACCUGUAUUAUAAAUAUUUGAAUGAUCUCAUUCAUUCGGUUCGAGGGGAUGAAUUUCUGGGAGGGAAUGUCUCACUGACCGCUCAUGGCUCUGCCAGUGCUCCUGACGACUCUCACCAGGGCGGUCCUGACAGCUCAGCAUCUCAGUCCAGUUUGAAAAAAGCUAGUGUUAAAAUUCUGAAAAAUUUUGAUGAAGCAAUAAUUGUGGAUGCUGCAAGUCUGGAUCCAGAAACUUUAUAUCAACGGACAUAUGCAGGGAAGAUGACGUUUGGAAGAGUCAGUGAUGUGGGGCAGUUCAUCCGGGAAUCUGAGCCUGAACCUGAUGUGAAGAAAUCAAAAGGAUCCAUGUUCUCACAAGCUAUGAAGAAAUGGGUGCAAGGAAAUACUGAUGAGGCCCAAGAAGAGCUAGCUUGGAAAAUUGCUAAAAUGAUAGUUAGUGAUGUUAUGCAGCAGGCGCAAUAUGAUCAACCAUUAGAGAAGUCUACAAAGCUAUGA
This is a messenger RNA of Pipistrellus nathusii (Nathusius's pipistrelle), 1989 nucleotides long. The record is from the annotation of a GenBank genome assembly. Lineage: Eukaryota; Metazoa; Chordata; Mammalia; Chiroptera; Vespertilionidae.